Messenger RNA from Saccharomycodes ludwigii, 1074 nucleotides. RefSeq names its product Swm1p (gene SWM1). The coding region runs from base 1 to 1074 and encodes 357 amino acids. The transcript has a single exon. Lineage: Eukaryota; Fungi; Ascomycota; Saccharomycetes; Saccharomycodales; Saccharomycodaceae. The record is from RefSeq and is a predicted model, not a curated record.
AUGAACUACAGAGACUCUUAUUUCAAUUACAUACACUUAAAAGAAUCAAAGGAAAUCUUAUAUCUGGAUUGGCAACGAGAUGUUUUUCCCGCACCAGACCAAUUAUAUGGAAACCCUAAUAAUGCAGAACAACAUCAAUUCAAAACUAGAAGAGAUAGGUUGGGCAGAUAUUUAGAAAAUACAAGUAGAAGCUCUGCAUCAAAUGAUAAUAGAAACAAUCCAGAUGGCAUCAAUAACAACGGGAAUAAUGCUAAUGCUACCUCGAUGGCUGCCGGCAGUAAUUAUACCAAAAACUAUUUAGGUUCAAUAAACCAAUUUUGGGAUUAUUAUCAUGACGAAGAUGAUUUUAAGAUGUUUCAAUUAAUAACGGUUAAUAACAAUGGUUCUAUUGUGAUGAAAACCAAGAACAUUGUGCCUACUUCAAGUAAAAUAUCCUUUUUGAAAAAUAGAAUCUCAAAGACCACUAACAGCACUGCCUCCAAUACAAACGGAUUAUUUGGCGCACUAAACUAUGGCAUAGGGAACAACAGCACCAUGAUGACACCGAUGGAAUUCAGAAUGAUGAUGAAUGAGUAUACUUCUAAUACUGGUGACCCAAACUUUGUAACGGGAAACAUGAAUAGCGGCAGUAUUAAUCAUGGAAUACCGAUGAUGAAUCAACAUGAUGCCAAUGAUGGUGAUACUUGUAUGUACGGUGGCGGUAGCAAUGGGAUAAACACAUUAUUUGAUGAAGAUGAUUCGAGUUCAAAUAAUUUACAUGUUUUUGGGUUUCCAAGAAGGAAGUUGAUAGAUAGCACUCAAUGGCCAGAGUAUGGUUUAGAAAGGUUUAUGUUAAAGACGUGUCACAUGAAAACACCUGCUAUAAUAGCUGAAAACAAUACAAAUAGCUCAGAUAACGACAAUAAUGGUGGUGAUAAAAGUGAUGAUAAUAUCGAUAUAAUUAAUUGUGAUUUGGUAAAUAAUUAUACUUGUAUAGACAGUAAUAGGGAGCUGUUGGCUUUACACGCAACAGAGAUAUUUGAUGCUGAUAAUGAUCCUGUAGAAGUUAUAUUUAAUGAUGAAACUAUUCCAUAA